AUGGCGUCGGAGGCGCUGAGGAAGGCCGGGCAGGUGCAACAUCUGGCGGCCAUGCAGGAUGCCUUGAAGCAGUUCGACCUCCCUCGGAUUCGCGCGCGAAGGUGGGAGCCUGGCAUGCCGGUGGAAGAGGGCUGGAAGCUCAUCCAUUGGAUUCGCCAUGGCCAGGGCUACCACAACUUGUUGGCGGAGGCCAUGCGCUCGGUCGGCUGUGCUUUCUCCGAGCUGGGCGACUACGAGGAGGCGAAGAAGGCGGCCUUCCAUCCAUACGUCAACGAUGCGAUCGUGGACCCACCCCUGACUUGCUUAGGCAUCCAAGAUGCCAAGGACCUUUGGCCCAAAGCCAAGACUUUGAAGCCCGAGCUGCUGGUGGUGUCGCCCCUGAAGCGGGCGAGCGAGACGAUCAUGAUUGGCUUCAAGGAGGCGAUCCAGCAGGGUGUGCCACUGAUGGCCCAUGACGCUUGCCGGGAGCAGUUCGGCGUGCACGUGUGCGACCGCCGCGGCACGCGCACGGACUACGCGGAGCGCUGGCCUCACGUGGACGUCUCGUGUGUGACGCACGACGAGGAGACGCUGGACCCCAGCAGCCUCACCAAGCGGGAAAGCAAGGUGGAACUGGCCAGGAGGGGCCAUGACUUCCUCCAAUGGCUCAGCGGACGCCCUGAGAAGGAGAUUGUGGUGGGCACCCAUUCGGCUUUUUUGAUGGGUGUCUUCCACAUCGCUUUGGAGAUCGAGGAUGAGUCGAUGAAGAACUUCUUUAAGACAGGAGAGCUGCGCUCCGUGCUCCUCGAAGUCCAGGCCGAGCAGAGUAACCUGGUGCUCUGGUGUUCAUGCCCAAAGAUGGCAGGAAACCCCUACUGCUGGGUGGCCGGCUUUUCCUACGAGAUUUGCUGCCAGGGCUUCGGUGCAGGUGGAAAUCCCGCCUGCUGGGAUGGGCACUUCACCUACGCGCGCUGCUGCGUGGCGCCCGAGGAGGAAGCCUUGGCGCAGGUGGCGGCGGCCGCUGCGGAGCGGGCGAGGAAGGUGGAGCGGGUGGGGUUGUACAAAGACUACGUGCCCGGCAAGGACUGCUGGACCCCACCCCUGAGCUACGAGCUUUGCUGUGACCUCACACAAGGGCCUCGGGGCCGUGCGCAUUGCUGGGACGAGUGGCGCCUGACCUUUGAGCGGUGCUGCUUCCUGGGCGAGGAGCUCAAUCAAGGGCGCUGGCAAUUGCCUUUGCCCCCAAAGCCAGAUGAGAUCGCAGAAGAGGAAGAGGAGGAGGCCCCCAGCGGUCCUGUGGGCUCGCAAUGUUGGAGCAACGGCUACAGCUUUCGUGCCUGCUGCCGCUUGGGCGACGAGGAGGAGGACUUCAGCGAGCAGAGGGAGAGUUGCUGGGAUGGGCUUCAUACCGAAGAGCGCUGUUGUCGGGGGCUGGUAACGCCCCCCACACGCUGGCGCCCCGCGCUGGCCAAAGGUUCCAAGGCGCAAUGCCUCACGGCCGUGUUGGCCAGGCCCCUGCGCCUGACGGAGAGUCCGGACCACUGCCCAGCGGGGGAGCAUCGCUACUUCUACCUGGCGCAACUGGGCAAGGUGCGAUUGAGGAUGGACUUCGACGCCACAGCCAUCCCAUGGUUUUUGGAACCGCAGUGGAACACCUCGGCUUGGGCACAGCACGUGGCACGCUACGGGCCCUCUGGCGUGCAUGAUCACAAGGUGGUGGGUGGCCUGUGCGUUCCGUUGGACUGUGAGAUGUCCACCACGGCGCAGUUCCUGGCGCCACGCGUGGCACCCUGGUGGCGUUUCCCUAUGUUGGAGCCGUGGCCGCUGAAUGGCAGCCAUGUGCUGCUCCCUCCGCCGCUGGCGAUUGCGCACCAGCUGCACCCCAAGGAGGAGACGGGCGUCACGAUGUGGGUCUCCAAAAGCAGUUGCCAAUCAAUGGCGCAGCCCAGCUUUUGUGAGGACUACUGGCAGUUCGCCCUCCACGAGCGCCGCCUCCUCUCCACACCGCCGCUGACUCCCACACGGGAGUCCAUGGCCGUGGCCCUCGGGCUAGCGGCGCUGGCGGCCGUGGUGGCCGGCGUGGUGGUGGCAGAAGAGCGGGACGAGCGGGCCAGGAGCUGUAGAAGCUUUCGAGCAGACCUCCUUCGCGUGCUUUUGACCAUGACCGCGCUUUGGGCACAUGUCUUCCACCAUGGUAGCUGGCAACCUGUGGAGACACCAGGACUUUGGUUUGCCUCGCAGCAUUUGACCUACAAGGUGAACGUGGGCUUUGUAGUGCUCUCCACCCACUUGCGUCUCUCCCGACCGAAGACGGGCCGGACGCUGCUGGGCGGUGCUGUUCAGCGCUAUCUGCAGCUAGCACUACCGCUGGGCCUCUGGACGAUGAUCUACCUCUUCGUCUUCGUGGAAGGCUUGCCCAUGAACAACCUCAUGAAAAGCAGUGGCCUCCACCGGUGGUACACCGAAAAACGCUCUGAGUGCCGGAGACCCGCACAUCUCGCGUUGUCGCUGCUGCUGCUCCACGAGGUGGUCACAGGGCGGAACUCACCUUGCCACAACUCAGAUAUUUUCGAAAGUCAGUUCCUGCUGGAUCUCGCGGUGCUCCUGAUGGCCAGCACCUGUGGCACGCCCCGUGGCGCCCGUGGCACUUCGUUGGCCUGGCUCUUGUGGCUGCUGGCGAUCGUGGUGCGCUUCCGUGCCAUCUCCCUGGAGGAGCACGACUGGGCCUUCGCCUAUUCUCAUCGCUUUCGCAUGCUCCUGCCCUCGGCUCUGGCCACCCUGGGCUGCGGCCUGCGCGGCGGCCUCACCGCGCCGACGCCGCGAGGUUUUGCCUCGGACUUCUUCGGUUUCUGCCUGGUCGCUGGCUCCUGCACUCAGGACCUUUUCCUCUUCGGCUGGCACCAGCAACUUCUCCUGAAGCCCUUGCAGAGAGCAGUGGCAUUCCAGGUGGCGGAACUGUGCUUUGUCCUUGGUCUCCUCCUUCUACUCCGUCCUUCACCGUCCUCGUCCUCGUCCAGUUUGCGCUGGAUGUCGAAGCUCUCCUUGGGAGUCAACGUCUCCAACCUCUUCGUCUUCCAUGCCUUGGGUGGCUACAUCUUAGAGGAUCCGUUGCCAAUGUCCCUGACCUCUGUGGUUCUAUGCUUUCUCUUGGUCUAUGGGGUCUCCGCUGUGCCUGGCAUCCCGGGAUCAGGCUGGCGCUGA
Durusdinium trenchii is the source of this 3180-nucleotide messenger RNA. Lineage: Eukaryota; Dinophyceae; Suessiales; Symbiodiniaceae. The record is from the annotation of a GenBank genome assembly.